AGGCGGCCUUUCUCCUGAAGGGGUGGCGGCCUCUGCCCUCGGCUUGCCCGGGCUCCGCCGCCGCCCAGGGAGCUGGGAACGCCCGGGACGGAGCUCACCCUCUUCUGGGUAGGCUGUUGGUGGGCCGGUGGCCGCCCUCGGGGCCGUUCCCCUGCUCCUCUCGGAGCAGGUCCCCGGUGAGGGCUUGCUCUGGGCCGGGCUGCAGGGCGUGGCUCGGGGUGAUGGUGUUUUCGGUGGCACUGGCUCGUCUCUGGCUCUUCUCCUUAAAUCGCGCCUUAGCCUCGAAGUCUCCCGUUCCCUACUAAAGUCAGGACACCGCGUAAAGCUGGCAAACCUGAAAAUAAUCUCUCACAGCAACUACCUUCUAAUAAUCCGUCUGGAGACUUCUGCCACUUGAGGGAUGGAGAUGCCUCUGGAGUCAGCUUUGUAAUUGAAGCAGACUUUCUCUCAGCAAGGGUGGAUGAAGGCAUAGAAAAGGCAGGGUGUAAAUUCUAAUGAGGUAGAGAUUUAAAGGAGGUCUGAUGACAACAAAAGCAAACUUUCCUGUGACAGCAGGAUCUAUAGUUGUCCCUUAUGGGCAUGUGAUUGGAAAUGAGAAGUGGAGAGGGUCAGAGAUAGCCCAAAGGCUACAAGGAAAAAUUAGACUCAUCUUUGAAGAUGGCUUGGGACUUGUGGAUUUUCAUCUUUCAAACAGAACUUGCAUAUUAUAUAUUUCUGAAGCAGAUUUGGUUGCAGGGGAUGAAUUCAAACGAAGAUUGGUUCGGUUUAGAAACGCCAGCAGUCUUGGGGGAAUUGUAAUUGUAGAGAAAACCCAAAUAAGUGAUCAAUACUUCUUAGCAGUACAAAAGCUUGUUGUGCUAGAACUUGGAAUGGUGUUGCUUCCUGUGGCAAAUCAAGGAGAAGCUUCUCAACUUAUUACUCAGCUAGUCCGUGAGCAAAGUAAGGAUCACAACCGUAACCCCUUUAUUCGUAAACAGUGUUCUCAGCUGGCAGAGCCAUCAGUGUUUCGGACUGUGCAACAAAUUCCAGGAGUUGGGAAAACAAAAGCUCUGCUUCUACUGCAGCAGUUUGGAAGCAUCCACCGGCUUUGUAAUGCAUCUGUCAAAGAGCUUGAGCUAGUAGUUGGACAAACGGUAGCACAACAAAUUUACACUUUUUUAUGUUCCUGACUGUGCAUGCAUAGUGCUGUUUUGGAAAACAACGAAUUUUGUUUAUUUCUUGUGAAUUAUAAAAUUUUGGUUUUAAUAAUCACAUAUUAUGGUAACUUCUAUAAUCCUGGUAACAACUAGAGGGUGUUGACUAAUUGUCUAGAUAUUACUCUGCUCUGCUUCUUUACAGCUGGUCUGCUCAUGUAGAUGGAGCAGUGAAAAUUACCUUGGAAAGAGGGCUAUAAAGUGUUUUGCAUCUGUCUUGCACAAAAAAACUGGGAGAAAGCUGUCUCUUUUUUCAGCAUCCACAGAAAGAAAUUGGAAAAGCAAUUUGCUUGCUUGCUUUUGUCUCCCAGAAAUAAACACUUUGUUAAUAUGUGUGUGGUCUUAUCUUCUCAGUAACUGGAAAUGUGAGUUACAGUGUUUUAAAAAAAGUGAACAGAUGUUCCUUUAUGGUAAUAGCUUUGACUUAUAAAUUUUUGAAGUUCCUUUGGAAAGCCCUCCUGGAAUACACCUUUGACUUUACACUAACUUAUUUCUCUGGUUCCUUUUUCAGUUCACAGGGUGUUAUCAAAUUUAUUCCCUUGUGUCUAAUAUCCAAAAUCUUGGUUAAUUCGUGUUGCACUUCUGAAUAUAGGUUGGGAUAAUUAUAAUAAAUUACAAUAUAUUUUGACAUAUUCAUUACAAUUAUAAUGUAUUAACUCUAAUAUC
Molecule: messenger RNA, 1859 nt
Organism: Chroicocephalus ridibundus (black-headed gull)
Lineage: Eukaryota; Metazoa; Chordata; Aves; Charadriiformes; Laridae
Gene: FAAP24
Product: FA core complex associated protein 24
Exons: 5
Coding region: 522-1169 (215 amino acids)
Biological process (GO): interstrand cross-link repair
Cellular component (GO): Fanconi anaemia nuclear complex
Molecular function (GO): chromatin binding
Source: RefSeq, a predicted model, not a curated record